Molecule: messenger RNA, 738 nt
Organism: Gryllus bimaculatus (two-spotted cricket)
Lineage: Eukaryota; Metazoa; Arthropoda; Insecta; Orthoptera; Gryllidae
Source: the annotation of a GenBank genome assembly
AUGCAAGAAGAUUCAGACAUGGCGGACUUCUCGCCCGUGGUGGAACUAAACGUCGGUGGAGUGUUCUACACGACGGCGCUGAGCACGUUGACGCGCGAGGCGGACUCGCUGCUGGCGCACAUGUUCACGGGCAAGCAGCCGCCGCCGCCGAAGGACGCCAAGGGCAAGUACUUCCUGGACCGCGACGGCGUGCUCUUCCGCUACGUGCUCGACUACCUACGCAACCAGGCGCUCGUGCUGCCGGAGAAGUUCUGCGAGAAGGAGCGCUUGCGGCAGGAGGCCGCCUACUUCGGGCUGCCGGGGAUGGCGGACGCCGUGCAGCAGUACAAGGACGGGCUGGCCGCGGCGGACAAGUCGCGCUCGGCGGGCUACAUCACCGUGGGCUACCGCGGCAGCUUCCAGUUCGGGCGCGACGGCCUGGCGGACGUCAAGUUCCGCAAGCUGUCGCGCAUCCUGGUGUGCGGGCGCGUGGCGCUGUGCCGCGACGUCUUCGGCGAGACGCUCAACGAGAGUCGAGACCCGGACCACGGGGUGAGCGACCGCUACACGUCACGCUUCUUCCUCAAGCACUCGUUCAUCGAGCAGGCGUUCGACAUGCUCCAGGAACAGGGCUUCAAGCUGGCGGGCAGCUGCGGCUCGGGCACGGCCGGGGGCGCCACGGCCGACCUCAAGCCCGGCGUCGACUCCGAGGAGAACCGCUGGAACCAUUACAACGAGUUCGUUUUUGUCCGUGAUUAA